This is a messenger RNA of Diorhabda sublineata, 981 nucleotides long. RefSeq lists its product as uncharacterized. The transcript has 6 exons. NCBI's taxonomy places the organism in Eukaryota, Metazoa, Arthropoda, Insecta, Coleoptera, Chrysomelidae. The record is from RefSeq and is a predicted model, not a curated record. Bases 1 to 981 code for a protein of 326 amino acids.
AUGUUGGAGUUUUCUAAAUGGAUGUUUUUGUUUUCAUUGGUGUCACUAGUGGCGCUGCAGUCUAGAGGCCAAGAUAAUUACCGACCUGAGGAUGCUAACGAUAACGGCCAAGGUCGUAACCUUCUUGACUGGAUAGGUUUUGGAACAGGUCCUGAGACAGAUCCGUAUUUAGCAUCAGCAAACGCUGCCUGUCUUAAUGGAGAUCUAGCCGAUUGUUUCAAAUCAAGAGCGCUAGCUUCUUUUGAGAAUUUUUUUACCAAACCGGAAUAUUACCUUACUGAAAAUGCUAGGGUUAAAAGGAUUCCAGAAAGUCAACUAAGGCAAUUAUCUCGGGAACCUUACGAAUAUUCAGAGAGUCCAAGAGCGAAUGAACCAGAGUGGGAUCAACUAGUUAAAUUUGUUAAACGGAAGUUGGAGAUGUUCAUGAAAUCAACAGUAUUUGAAUUAGAUUUUGACGAGGAGGUAACAGAAAGAGGAAGGUACUCCCCACGCUUCAUUGAUGAAAUUGUUGGAGAGCUCGAUAUAAUCGAAGACAAAAAAGAUACGUUAUUCAAGAGAAAACAAUUGAAGAAACUCUUUAUUCCGUUACUGUUGGUAUUGAAAUUGUUCAAACUGAAGUUACUGUUGUUCUUGCCGCUUAUACUGGGACUUGCAUCUUUUAAACAAUUCUUAGGAUUCCUUGCCUUGAUAAUUCCAGGAGCAAUUGCGUUCUUCAACUUCUGUAAGCCUAUGUUGAAACCUACAUCAUUCUUCGGCCCAGCAGGUCCUCCAUAUUCCCCAGCUGGUGUAGCUUAUCAGCAACAGUAUUCCCCAAACUAUCAUCAGUACAACAAUUACCCGCAUCAUGGAAGUGUUCAUUUUAGAAAUGAAGAAGACUCUGCCCAACAUCUAGCGUACAAUGGUUGGGGUGAAUAUAGGAAUCAAGAUAAGGGUAUCGAAGCAGAAACUACUUCAAAAAAAUCGAUAUUACCAGAUUCGUAG